Molecule: messenger RNA, 1605 nt
Organism: Nicotiana attenuata
Lineage: Eukaryota; Viridiplantae; Streptophyta; Magnoliopsida; Solanales; Solanaceae
Exons: 2
Coding region: 1-1605 (534 amino acids)
Source: RefSeq, a predicted model, not a curated record
AUGGAAGCAAUGGAAACAACGCAAGAUACAGUGAUGCAUGAUGAAGAGGCUGACCAAUUACUUCGCGGCGUAAACAAACCAAAGGAAGGGACACAUGGAAAAGAUAGCUUCAAGGAAAAACUAAUCCCCUCUGACAACAACACCACACCUCUGGAUUUUGAAUGCGACGCCUUCAACAAUAUAUCACUUGAAGACGAAAACACAAACCCAGCAAACCACCCAAACUUCAUACCCAUUUCAACACAAGAUAAAGAAAGGCUAUAUCAAUCAUGGAAACAAGCUAUCAUCAUAAAACUUCUUGGGAAACGACUAGGAUAUGUACAACUAAGGGAUAGAAUACAUAGGCUAUGGAGAUCCGCAGAAGCCCUAAAUCUGAUAGACUUGGGUAAUGAUUUCUACGUCAUAAAGUUUGAAUCACAAGAAAUCUACAACAAAGCCUUACAACAGAGUCCAUGGUUUAUUGGGUCACAAUACCUAUCAAUCCGACAAUGGGAGCCAAAGUUCGACCCAUAUGAAGCAAAAGAAAUCACAACCACAAUAUGGAUACGUUUGCAAGACUUGCCAACUGAAUUCUAUGAUUUUACAAUUCUAAAAAGGAUCAGCCAAAUGCUAGGCACACUACCAAAAAUUGACAAUUGCACAGCACAAGCAACUAGAGGACAAUAUGCAAGACUCUGCAUCUUUGCUCCAAUAGGAAAAAAACUACCAACAUCAGUGUUACUGGGAACCCACCUCCAGCAAAUACAUUAUGAGGACACAAACCCAAUAUGCACCCUAUGUGGAUGCUUAGGGCAUAAACAUAACCAAUGUACAAUGAAGACACAAUCCCAGGAAACUACGACAAAUGAAGAAAUUACAAGCAAAUCAGCAUCUGAAGGGCCUUGGAAAACAGUUGUAUACCCAAAGAGAAAAGGCAAAGAGCAGGUAAACUUCCACAACCUAAACCAAGUGCUAGUUCCAAUAUCAGUAGUUAUACCAAACGCAGGACUGGGCAAUCAACGUAAGGAAGCUCAAUGGGUAAGGAAGAGGAGAGUCAAACCACCGUCGUCAAAGAGGCACAAAUCAAUGAUCAACACUGACGAAGAAACCAAAAGAAGCAAUAGAGUCGACAUCAACACUACGAACAGUACACCAAGUAACCAUGCUAAUGGAGAACACGACCACUCUAUCACACUAUGUCUCCCAAGGACUCCACUCAAAUAUGAGGAUGCAGCAUGCGCACCAACGACUACAAGUGCAAGAAAUCAUAGCACUGGAGCUCAACAAUCAGAUCCUGGACAUGCAGGCAGCAGCAGCCACACAACAAGCAGCAGACCAGACUCUGCGUUGGAAUACACCCCCACCACCCAACUUAUGGAGCUCAUCACCAACUAUGGCGCCCCAACACGUUUCACCAGAACCACAGGAGGAAGAACAAGUUGUACCACUCUUGCCACAAUUCCUACUGGUGGAACUACAAUACUAAAGAAAAUUCCUUAUCAGUGUUCCCCCACCAGUCACGGAGAUGGGCAUCAACAUGAGGAUCUACCCCAUCGACCCCUUAUCUUACUCCAUUGUGAUGGUCCCAAUACUGAGGGAACAAGCACCGCUACAAGAAUACAAUAA